AAAUGGCAAACCCAAAGCCUCAAAUGAUCUCAAAGGUUCUCAUCAAGCCCUCCCUUCCUACCUCAGAACACUUGAAGACUUACAAUCUCUCUGUGUUAGAUCAGCUUUCCCCACAUUUCUACCUCCCCAUAGUCCUCUUCUACCCACCACCUGAUUCUGGUAAUUCAUCCAACUACACUACCAUAUCUUCUCAUCUCAAGAAAUCCCUAUCAGAAACCCUGACUCAUUACUACCCUUUUGCUGGAAGACUAGCCCCUAACAAGGACUCGAUUGAUUGUAAUGAUGAAGGACUCGAUUUCUACGAAGCCCGAAUAGAAUGCAAAAUCUCUGAUGUCCUGAAGAACCCUGACCCGGAGACCAUGGAUUUGUUCUCUCCACCUGGAAUGCUGUUCAAUGAAUCUUUCCAGGGAAGUCCCUUUAUUGUGCAAGUAACCUAUUUCAGCUGUGGAGGAACAGCAAUCAGCGUGUCCAUGCUACACAAGGUUACUGAUGCCUGUGCUUUGCUUGGAUUCAUCAAUGAUUGGGCUGCUCUAGCUAGUGGUUCUAUGGUCUCUCCCAUGUUCCUUACACAACAAGUGAUCUCACCGUAUAAGGAUGAAAUCACUGUCCCCGGAAUUAACCUUGACAAGAACAUUACUGUUGUCACGAGGAGGUUUUCUUUUAAUCCUUCCAAGCUCUCUGACCUCAAGGCUAUGGUAUCCGAUGAUUUGGGAAAAAUUCAUAGUCCUAGUAGGGUUGAAGUUGUGGCUGCACUGAUUUACAAGUGUGCUAUGGCUGCAUCAGAGGCAAAAUCAGGCAUGUCAUGGCCAUCAAUGUUAAUGCAGGCUGCAAAUAUGCGCCCCCGAGUUGUCCCACCAUUGCCAGAUAAUUGUGUUGGAAAUUUUUCUUGGUUUUUCUCAAUCAUGACUAAUGAUGAAAAAGACAAGGAUAUGACAACAAUUAUCGCUGCACUGAAGAAAGCAGCUCAAGGGUUUUCUGAGAAGUUUGGGAAUGGAUUAAGUGCUGAUAAUUGCUACUCACUUAUAUGUGAGUCCAUUGAAGGGGCAAGAAAAGUGAUGAGGCAAAAUCAGGGUGAAAUUGAGGUCUACAGAUGUAGCAGCUUGUGUAGAUAUCCGUUUAAUCUAAUCAACUUUGGUUGGGGAAGACCAAUAUGGGUGGGAACUAGCACUAGUCAGAUGAAAAAUACCUUUCAUUUGCUGGAUAACCCGAAAUCAGGAGGCAUAGAAGCUCUAGUGACACUGGAGGAAUCAAAUAUGUCCAUGUUUGAGAAGGAUGAAGAGCUGCUAAAGUUUGCUGCCCUAAAUUCAACUGCUAUCGAUGAUUGAUGCUUGAGUACUAAAAUUAAGCCAGGAGUUUGAUGGUCUUAAUGUCGUUGCUUUUGUCUUGUUCCGUGUUUUGCUAUUGUACAAUUUGGGUGAAUGUUUAUUGGGAAGAUUCAUCAAAGCCAUAGCAGUCACCCCUUGUUACUUGACAGAUAUCAAAUGAUGUUAGGCUAUUGCUUAAAA
This is a messenger RNA of Coffea eugenioides, 1505 nucleotides long. Its product is annotated as vinorine synthase-like. Lineage: Eukaryota; Viridiplantae; Streptophyta; Magnoliopsida; Gentianales; Rubiaceae. The record is from RefSeq and is a predicted model, not a curated record. The transcript has a single exon. The coding region runs from base 3 to 1325 and encodes 440 amino acids.